Molecule: messenger RNA, 2496 nt
Organism: Electrophorus electricus (electric eel)
Lineage: Eukaryota; Metazoa; Chordata; Actinopteri; Gymnotiformes; Gymnotidae
Gene: bin2b
Product: bridging integrator 2b
Biological process (GO): podosome assembly; plasma membrane tubulation; phagocytosis, engulfment
Cellular component (GO): podosome; phagocytic cup; plasma membrane
Molecular function (GO): phospholipid binding; protein binding
Source: RefSeq, a predicted model, not a curated record
UAAAGACGCAUAGGGGAGAAAGUUUGUGCUUGAGUCUUGAGCAAGAACAAGGCAAGAUGGCUGAGGGUAAGCUUGGUACUAACCUUGGGGGCAACAUAGGCGCUGGAGCUGGCAUCCUGGCUAAACGUUUUCAGAAAUCAAUGAACAGGGCUCAAGAGAAGGUUCUGCAGAAACUUGGGAAAACCAUGGAGACGAAAGAUGAACAGUUUGAGCUGUGUGCAGCUGAUCUGAACAAGCAACAGAUGGAUGGUAACAGGCUAUACAAGGAUGUAAAGGCCUACCACAGUGCAGUCAAAGCAAUGCAUGAGUCAUCUAAACGCUUGUCUCAGACUCUGAAAGAUGUCUAUGAGUCUGAUUGGCAGGGUGUGGAAGACCUGUCUGCCAUUAUGGAGAGUGAGGACCUGUUGUGGAAUGAUUAUGAAGAGAAGUUAAGUGACCAGAUCAUUCGCACAAUGGAGAACUAUAUCGGCCAGUUCCCAGAUGUCAAAGAGCGAGUGGCUAAGCGUGGACGCAAGCUUGUCGAUUACGACUCAGCACGCCACCAUUUGGAGGCACUGCAAAAUGCUAAGAAGAAGGAUGAAGCCAAAGUAGUUAAAGCAGAGGAGGAGUUCAACAAAUCACAAAGUGUGUUUGAAGAGAUUAAUAAGGAACUACGGGAGGAGCUGCCUGUCCUCUAUCAAAGUCGCAUUGGAUGCUAUGUGACAGUGUUUCAGAACAUCUCAAACCUGCGGGAUAUCUUUUACAAAGAAAUGAGUGUGUUAAAUCACGACAUAUAUAAUGUAAUGAUGAAACUUGAGACCCAGCACUCCACCAAAACAUUUAUCAUCAAGGGCCUCAACAGCACUAAGUCCAAGAAAAGGAAAUCUCUUACUAUAUCUGCACCAAUUCCCUGUAAUACUGCCUUUCCUGCUGGUCAUCCAGCUCUGAGCAAAUUCAGCAUUCCUGAUGAACUCUCAGACCCCACAGACUCCCACUCCCACCCUCCUCCAGCAAAGACUGAACACUCAAUGACCGAAAUGUCAGAUUCAGAUGACCUUAGCUCCACUGACAGUGGCCCCAGCACAACCAAUACACAGUUAAUGUUCUCAGAGGGGGAGGGCAUUAAGCAUGAAUCAGCCAGUGAGAACACAAAAGAAACAGCUGCAAACGAAUCGGUGCAAUCAAACAAUAAGGAUCACCCAGGAAGCUCAGCUAUGGGUGAACAAGAUGAAGAGGAGCAGAGUGAGAGUGCCUCACCAUGCGAGUAUGGGGACACAGAUGCAUCAGCAUCAGAGGACACACAGAUGUCCCACUUGUCUGAAUGUGGUGGUGUUGAGUCUGAACCUCCUCUGAAUGAGAGCGGCCAAGCAGAUCCAGAGCCUGAUACUUGUUUGUUAGAAUCUGCCAGCUCUCUGAACAAAAGUGGGAAAGAGGUGCGAGGGGCAGGAAACGGGGAGACAGAUGAGAGUGGAAGAGAAAAUGGUAAAACAAAAGAGUUAAAGAAAGAAAAACAGGUGGUCACAAGCCAAAACAAUGAAGCUUCAAGCCCUCCUGGCUUUCUCUACAAGGCUGUUGCUUUGGAGCACCAAGAGUCAGAUGAAGGUGUUCUUCUGCUCUUCACUAAAGGAGAUGUGCUCCUCAUAUUUGUUGACAAUGAAGAGGAAACGCCAGAGGGCUCUGUGUGGGGAGUGAGGGAGCAGGACUGGAUCCAGUAUAAAGACCUAACACUUCUUUCUGGCAUUGUCGAUGAAACCAUGAUCCAACGCAUCGACUCUGACUAGGCCAAAACAACAACAAUGAAGGUCACUUUUUACUGCUUCUUGACUCAACCCAUAAUUUGGCAGCAUGGAGAAAUGGUGCUCUAGCUCACUGUGCACUGGCCCUUGUGACCAAAGACAAUGUGAAUUUAAUUUGGAAUGUGUUCUGGGAUCCCCCUUCAUACGGCCUCGUUUCAGUGGUCAAGUUCACUUGUUCAUCCAGCUUUUUUUUCUGGAUUCCACAGGACCCUCAUGUUAAUUAUAUGGCUUGCGUCAUGAACGUUACUUUCACUGGAGUCUUUGAGUGGUCAAUACUAAAAUAGAAACUGAAUUUGUUUAAAUAAAAGAAAAAUAAGGAAAAAAAGAGGGGAGGAAAAAAAAGCUUUUUUGUCUUCACAGUAAUUGCCACAAAUCAUUUACACUGACAAUGUCAAUGAUUCCAUUUACUCUUUUUAAAGUAUAUACAUAUAUUUAAUAUAUAGACAUAUUUCUAAAGCAAUUUUCUUGUUCACUGAUGAGUAUAUGUAAAUGUAAGAGCUGGAGCUCUAUCCCACUCGCUUCAAAUAUACUUCAGUCAUUCAUUCACUCAGUAUUUAAGCGUGUAUAUGAUUAUACAUACUAUUCCACAUGUGCUCCAUGUGAUAUCCUGGAAACAUUUCCUGAUCUGUAAUAUCUAUUGAAGUAAAUGAAAUAUAUAAGUUGUAUGUUUUAAAAUGUGUAAUGCUUGUUUUGUGUUAAAUAAAGAUUAAGAGAAAACUAG